Nannizzia gypsea CBS 118893 is the source of this 963-nucleotide messenger RNA. RefSeq lists its product as hypothetical. The record is from RefSeq and is a predicted model, not a curated record. NCBI's taxonomy places the organism in Eukaryota, Fungi, Ascomycota, Eurotiomycetes, Onygenales, Arthrodermataceae. Bases 1 to 963 code for a protein of 320 amino acids. The transcript is spliced from 2 exons.
AUGGCAGAUGGCGCUUACGGAAAGCCUGGUAUGGGCAUGCCUGGGCCUCCUUACCCUCCUCCAGGUGCAGGACUUGGUGGCCGCCCGACUGUGUCAAUAGAUGUGGCCAUCUGUGCCGUUUUCAUUGCCAUAUUCCUCGUGGGAGCGAUAUCGCAUUUUACCAUGUUUCGAAAGAACCUGAAACGCAACCACAAGUUCAUCCCGUCUGCAGCGAGCGGGGGAUUUUGCAUGGCCCGUAUUGUUGCCAACAUCCUCCGCAUAGUUUGGGCCGCUAACCCGAUGGAUAUCGAUAUUGCGAUUGCUGCACAGGUCUUUGUUGCCGCGGGUGUUUUGAUACUGUUCGUGCUCAACUUGAUAUUCGCACAACGCAUGCUUCGUGCGAGUCAUCCCGCCGUUGGUUGGUCUCGCCCGGUGUCUUACGCCUUUAAAAUACUCUACAUCCUUAUUGGCUUAACGUUGGUAAUGGUCAUCACAGCGACCGUGCAAAGCUUCUUCACCCCGGAUCCUCACACCCGACAAAUUGAUCGUGACCUACAGCUUUUCGGCGGUAGCUUGCUGACUUUUGUUGCCUUCCUCCCAAUACCUAUACUUGCAUGUAUUUAUCUGGCUCCCGGACGGCAACCACCCGAGCAAUUUGGUUCUGGAUCCUGGUCGGCAAAGGUCAUCAUCGUAGCCACUGCAGCUUUUCUUUUGACUCUUGGCGCUGGGUUCCGUAUCGGAGUCAGCGCCUCUCCUCCUCGAGCGCCUACCAAUCCUGCGUGGUUCCACCAUAAGGCUUGUUUUUAUGUUUUCAAUUUUGUGCUCGAAGCCAUGGUUGUCUACAUGUUCCUCUUUGGGCGUAUCGACCGCAGGUUUUUCGUUCCUAACGGAAGUUCUAAAACACGCAACUACACUGACAACCGAACUGAACCCAAGACAACAAGCGACGAUGAAGCAGGCCAAAGCCAGGUUGUCAUACCUUGA